Molecule: messenger RNA, 706 nt
Organism: Meloidogyne enterolobii
Lineage: Eukaryota; Metazoa; Nematoda; Chromadorea; Rhabditida; Meloidogynidae
Source: the annotation of a GenBank genome assembly
AAAAUUUAUUUUUAAAAAUCUUCUAAAAAACAAAAAAAUGACUCUUCAAUGGACUAUUAUUGCGUUUAUUCUUUACGCGGAGAUUUUUGUACUUCUUAUACUUAUGCUCCCUUGGAUUCGACCGACAAUGUGGAAGAAGGUUUUCAACAGUCGAAUAGUUCACAGUUUUAAGAAUUUUUCGAAUGUUUAUGCCUACGCUUUUAUUUUUGUUUUGCUUCUUCUGUUUGUUGAUGCUACCAGAGAAGUGCGCAAAUACAGCCACAUUGACAUUGCCAAAGAAAUCCCAGCUCGUGCUGAUGCAGAUGCUGUUAUUCAUAUGCGUUUGUUUAGGGCCCAGCGCAAUCUCUACAUUAGCGGAUUCUCACUUCUGCUUGCACUUGUUAUUCGUCGAAUUGUCACCCUCCUUGCACGUUGUGCCUAUUUGGAAUUGGCAGCGGAAGCAGCAAUGAAACAGGCCGAAGGGGCUGGUAAAGCUGCCAAAGAUCUCAUGGACAAAAGUGAUGGAAAGGAAACUGAGACGGACAAAAAAUUGCGAGAAGAUUUGAAGGAAAUGAAUUUGAAGUUGAAAAAGGCGGAAACUGACCGUGAUGCAAUGAAAGCUCAAUCUGAGAAUCUCCAAGAAGAAUAUGAACGUGUUACUGCAAAGCUGAGAGAAUAUGAGGCCAAAAAUGCAGGAACUGCUGGAGGUGAUAAGAAGAGUGAUUAA